AUGAAAUAAUUAUUUCUGAAUUAUAGGAAGAAUAAUGAAAUGAAAAAAAACACAUAUCAAGUACUAUCUCAAUAAAAAUAGUAUUAUUAAGAUUUAAUUUCGGAAUGGGGAGACUGUUUUAUAAGAUGGGUAUAGUGAGAAUGGGAACAAAAUCAAAAGAGCAUAUUUCAAUUUUGUUAUUCCUCUUAGGACUUUUAAGGAAAAUAUCAUUUACUUUCUCCUGCUUGUUCUAUAGGUUUUCUCCUCUUAAGCCUUAUAUUUUGUAGCUAUUCUUUUGGUAAUACAACAAUGGUUAGUGGAUUUACAUAAUUUUAUAAAAAUUAGAAAAAUGGAUUAAAUGGUGAAUAGUCAAGAAGCAAGAGUAUUAAAGUAAUGGGAUGAAUGCAUUAUCAAUAAAGAGAUCAUUGAAAAAAUAAAGGAAAGAUUAAAUAAGUAAGAUUAAAGUGAGAGUAAUUAAAGAUAAAAGAGUAGAUCAUAAGUUGAUAAAAACUCAUAACUAAAAAAAUUUGAUAAUGCAUAAUAUCAGAAAAAAGGCACUAUAGUUUGUAAAUUGUUAACAUAAUUUUAAGCUAAUGUAUCCAUCCCAUUUUAAAAUAUAUCAUAUAAGUAACAAUAGAGCAAUAAAAAUAUCCGAACUGAAAAUGCAAAUAAAUACAAUCAAAUGAGUCCUUUGAUAUACAAGGAUAUGGCUUUAAAAUUAAAAUAGGUUUAAAUUUUGGAAGAUGAUCCAUUAAUAAUUGAAUUUAAAAAAACAGUUCCUAGUAUGUUUUUAAGAGAUAUCACGCCAACUGCAUAGAGGAUACCCUUAAAUGAAAAGUUGAAGAAAAUGGAAAAGGAUAAAAUGAAUUUAAUUAAAAUCUAAAAUGUUGAGAAUAUAAUGAUAGGAGAUGUUAUUAUUUUAGAAAGAAACCAAAGAGCACCUUGUGAUAUUCUCGUUUUACAUUGUAAUGAUGAAAAUUUCUGUGUAUAGCAUCAAUUAUGCGAUUAUUCUUCUACAACAGUCAGAAAACCGGUUGUUUAAAAUAGAUGUAAGAGUUUAAAUUAUUCCUUAAGCUGAUUCUUAGAACUUAGCCUAAUUUAAGAAAUCUUUGACAGGUAAUAUAGUAUGUCAUGAACAAAAUUUUUAAAUAAAAGGAUUCUUUUAAUUAAAAAAGGAUCCGCAAUCAAGACUAUUCGGAUUUGAGAAUUUUAUAUUUUGUUAAGAAAGAUUAUUGGCCACUCCAUGGGUAUUGGGAAUAGUAGUAAAAGUAGGAAACAGUUGCUUAUGCUAUGCCAGACUUUUAGGCUAACUUAGAUUCGAGAAUACUCAAUUUGUAUCAUACUACAUUGUAGUUUUGGUUAUUAUAAUUGUAAUAGUUAAAAUAAAUUUAAGAUUUAAAUCAUUGUUUUCAAUUAAAAUGACUUUUUAAAGAAUUUGAGAUCAAUUACUUAAAUUAUCAUUGAUAAUUGUGUAUUUUUGAUUUUGAUGGUUCCCCAUUUCUAUAAAAUUUACUACAAAACUUGUAGUAUUAUACAAUUAAAAGGAAUAGGAAAUAUAGAUUAAAAGUAGAUUAUGUCUUGUCAUAUUGACAAAUAUAUAGAUAAAUAAUAUCUAACAGUAAGUGUAGAUGCUUUUAUUGAGCAAUCCUUUUAACUAUAAUGUAUAAUAUAUGAUAAUAAAUUAUGUGAAUUCGAGGAAUAAAAGUUCAUCUAAUCUUUAAUUUAAAUUUGUUCUGGUAUCAAAGCAUAGAGUGAAGGUAGAAAUCCUGAAAAAGAAGGUAUAAUUCAAUUUAAUUUUCUUAGAAUAAGAAGAUAUUCAACAAGGUUCUCAAGUUAUAAAUUACCUUAUGCAAAGUUCAUGCUCAGAUGAACUGAUGAGUUAAAGAGAAUGCAUAGUGAAUUAAAUUCCAAAAUCUGUUGAAGGCAGAUUUAUUUUCUAUUAACAAUCUGAAUCAAAGGAAGACCUCAAUUUAAACCAAAUAGCCUUAAUCUAACAUGAUUAAACUUCAAAAGACAAAACUCUUGUUGACAAUCAUGAUGGAUAUAAUGAUACAAUCCAAAGAGCAAGCAACCCUAUUCGAAAUUCAAAAGGAUAUUAGUUCUCAAAAGAUUAAUUUAAAUAGGAAGAUUAUUUUAUAGAUGAGGAAAAGUUAUGCAGGAACAUGAUGAGAAAUGAUGAUCCAGAUGAACUGAAUCCAUUAUUGCUAUAAUUAGCAAUGAAUCAUCUGGCUUUUUCUAAGUUAUUAAUUACAGAGAAGAAAGAAUAAAAAGUAAAAAAUAAGUUCUUGGGAUAACUAGAUUAGAAAUAAGUAAGUUUAGCAAAAGCUAUGGGUUAUGAAUUCUUAUGCGUCAAUAAUGUUUAGUAAUAUAUUCUAUAUUAUAUUUAGGAAUGUCUAACACUACAUAGUUUAGAUUAAUGAUGAACUGCAUUCAUUCAAAUUAGUCAUAACUAAAUUGGAUAUUUAAAGAUAAAGACUUUUCAUGUUAUUUGAAGUGGUUGAAUUUUAUUAGGAUAACGAUAAAUAAUUUAUUCUCUUCUUGAGAGAAGGUAACGUAAAGAAGAAUGAGGGAAUAGAUGAUAAAGUAUGGAAACAUUAAUAUGAUUCACUCCACUACAUUUACUAUUCAUAUUGUUAUCUAACCUAAGAAAGUGCAAGUGUCUUUUUGUAAUCAGUAGAGAGUAAUACUCCAGAUAAUUAAUUAUAUACUUUGAUGGAAUAGGUAUUCAAAUUAAAUAUUAUAUUGGGACUUAAAUAUACAUUAAAGUCUGAAUGCUAAGAUUUUAUGAAAAAUAUUAGGAAAUCAGAUUAUCAGAUGUUUGUAUACACUUAAAAUUAAGAAAUCUUUUCUACUUCCAUAUUGUAUUAGUCAGAGCUAUUAUUAUAGAAUGAUUUGGUCUUACAUUUCAACUAGCAAAAUGAAGAGGAUUUACGUGCUUACUUUAAAUAGAGUCUAUAAGAUUUUUCUAAUACAUUUGGUCAUGCAAGCAUUAAUUCUUCCCAAUUUAUCAAAAUAUAGGCUCUUAACUCUUAAAAGCAAAUAACUGUAGAUUAAGUGGAUGAAAAGCCUAGAACAAAGAAAAUAAUUGUGAUUAUGAACAAUUAAUCAUUGUAAUUCAUAAUGGAAAAUCAUUAUUUCAAGAAUAAUCUAAAAUUAAUCCUCAGCUUCACCAAAGUGCUAUUUCUUUAUUAGGCUACUCAGGAUUAACUAAAUGCUAUUUAAGAAAUAUGGUGCACUUCAAAUAAAACCAUUAAUCUGUUAUAUGAAAACUAAAGCUUAUUACGCUGUUUCAGUGGGUGUCAAUUAUAAAUAUUAUAGUUACAAUAAUUCAGCUUAUUUAAAAAUCAAAAAAUAGAGAAGGUAGAAAAAAAGAACUUCUUCUCAUCACUUAUUACAUCCUUAUAAUAGAGAUUGAUAUUUGAAAAAUGCUACUUUAAUGAAAUGCAAAUCAAUUCAAAUACUGAUGUCAUUUUACAAAGUUAUAAAGAAUUGGAUAGACUUUUAUUCUUUUAAAGUCCCCUGAUGAAAAUAUUCUUUAGAGCUUUAUAUUAACAAACCAUUUACAAAACAAUAACUUUUGUUACUUCCUUUACAUUUGUUACUAUCAUUUACACAUGGUACACUCUAGACUUAAUGGAUUAUUUAUUGGAAAUCGUAUUUUAUUUCUACAUAUACUAAUUCUUUUUGUUUUCCCUACAACAUUAUUCUUUUAUUGAUUAAUCGAAGAAAUUAAAAGAUAAUAAGGAUUAAUCAAUAUUAUUGUAAAAAUAUUCAUAACACACUUUAUCGAUGGAAAGUAUUCUCAUUAUGGUUUUUAAGCACAUUAUUCAAGGUCUUCUCAUUUCAUGCAUUUUUAUUUAUAAAAUGUAUGAUCUGGAGUACUAUUUGUAUAUAUUUAUGUCCAUUAGUAUUAAUGAUUGGCUUUAUCUGAUUAUAAAUUUGAAUUUUAUCGAAGCAAUUAUUUUAGCUGCUCUUUUCCCUAUCAUAUUUUACAUCUAUAUAUUAUUAGAUAUGAAUCAAAAUAGUGAAUGGAAUUAAUUAGUCGAUACCUAUGAUGUAUUUUCAAUUAUUUUAGGGACAUCCUUCCUCUUAAUAACAAAUCUUGUGUUUGAUUACUUGGAGAUUUAACAUUGCAUCAGCUUACCUAUCUUUAAUGAUGAUUUUCUAUCUUAUUUAAAUUAUAUACAAAUGAUGAUUAAUUCAAAAUAAAAAAAGAAAACACUGACCAUAUUAUAAAAUAGAGUGAACGAACUUUUUGAAAAUAUUGAAUAAGUAGAUUUGAGUAUAUAAAAAUGUAUAAUAUCAAAUUUAUUCAUUAGUGCUUAUCAAUUAAUAAAAUAAUUAAAGCAAAUUUGGAUAAUGGCGUUAAUAGAUAUUUAAGAAGGCUCAUACAAUAUUAAUGUGGAAGAAGAAAUAAAUAAUUCAAAGUUUCUAAUUGCUAUUCUAUCAUACAACAUUUAUAAUUAUCAUGUACUUUUAUUAGGAACGAAUGGAUUUUUUUUUAGUUGACUAUUUAAUAAUCUUUUGUCUCCAAGGAUUUUAUUUUGCUAUCUAGAUCUUAAUUAAAUUACCAACAAAUUAAUAAGAAUAUUUAGAGUAUGGAAAGUUCUUUUUAUCAACAGCCGCUACAAUUUCUAUACUAUUUGUAAUGAAAUCUAUUGAUAAUAUCAAUUCUACUUUGACAAUUUAGUACUUUGUAGCAUAUGAAUUAUCAAUAAAAUUUCAUCCUAUUUAUGACUUUAGAGUUUAUAUCACAACAGCUAUUGCAACAAUGAUUGGAUAUAUUGCUUGGUAUAUUGUUGAAAAUAGUUCGAACAUUUCAAAUUAGAUAGCUGUGAUACAAUUUUUGGUGCUUUUUUCAGUUUUAUAAUACUUUGUAAAGAGUUAUGUAAAUUAUUAACAUUAUUUCUUAAGUUCAUUUAAUUAGAAGAAGAUUAAGCCUAAAAUAAACUAAAUUUUAUUGAAUAAAAUAAUAAGAUUAAUGACAUAUUAGGUAUUUUGUUACCUAAAUUCAUUCGAGAUCGAUUAAAUGAAAGUAAUUAUCAAUUAAAUUAUAAAUAGCUGAUCAAUAUAAUAUCCAUUAAAAUUAGGGUUUAGUAGCAAUUGUAUUUUGUGAUAUUUGUAAUUUCGAUUAAAUGGUUAUUGAAGAAAAAGAUAAAAUUAUCACUUUUUUGGAUGACAUUUUUCGAACAUUUGAUAAAUAUUGCUAAAUUUACGGAGUUCAAAAAAUAGAAACUGUUGGUAAGACAUAUUUAGCAUCUGCUGGUCUAAAGGCUUGUGAAUAAGAACUGACAUAUCUAUCAUAGGUUGAUCCUGUUUAAAGGGCCCUAAAUUUAGCCGAAUAGAUGAUUAUUUAUAUACGAUCAAAAAUGUAAAUUUUUAGAUUACAAUAGGUGGGGUUAUAAAGGGCAAUAGUUGGUUGGUAAAAUUGGUAUUCAUUAUGGUGGAGCUAUAAGUGGAGUCAUAGGAUUUCAUAAGCCUCAAUUUUCAUUGAUUGGUGAUACAGUUAACACCACCAGCAGAGUUUGCUCGACUGGAUUAGAGGACACUAUUACAUUAUCAGAGCAAGCAUUUGAUUAAUUAAAAAAUGAAAAUAUUGAGUUUGAAAUAAGAAAUGUUGAAAUGAAAGGUUUAGGUAUAAGACCGACCUACAUUUAUAAAUGUAAAAUUUAGAACAAGGAAAAUCAAUUUUCAAUGCCACUUGAAUAAGAUGCUUAAAGUAAGGAAGCAAGAAGCUAGUAUGUCGUUAGAAAGAAUCCUGAAAUAUUUAAGAAAGAUCUUAAAAAAAGGAAAACCAUUCUAACUUAGAUUGAUACAAUGAAGUAGAAGAUGGAUUCAAUGCAAGAGUAAGGGGCUCCGAACGUUUUUGGAAUAAAACCCAUAGAUCCUACUUAUUAUUAACCUUACGAAGACAAGUCAAGACAUUCAAUUCAAUUAUUAUCCAAGCAAGGAUCUGAUGACAACCACAUUAAGCAAUCACAAUCCAAACCUAGUACAUUCAAAAGAUUAGUUACUAUGCUAUAGAAUAAAUUUUAACUUGAAAAUUAUGAACCUGAAAUUGAUGAACUAAUAGACUAUGAAUAAUUAUUGGUAAAAUUUUAUGAAUUAAUUAGAGAAUGUCAUACUAUUAAAGAAUGAAUAUACACUAGAACACAAUAUAAUUAAAGAAACCUCAUUUAUAUAGUUAUUGUAAAUAUCUUAUUAUAAGAAAUAAAUGAAUCAAUUUGUGAGUUAUGAAUAAUAUUAAGAGUUUGUAAAGACUCAAUCAAAAAAUCAAACUGUUCAAAAUUUAAGAAUUUAUGCUCUUUACUAUCUGAUUAAAUUGUUUUGUCAAAUUCAAUUUUAUGGAGAUUUAAAUUUUGGUUUGAUCAUUUUGUAGUGGUUGUGUAGUUUACUUAAUUUAAUAUAAUUUUUAAUCAAUAAUAAAUCGCUUUUUGAAAAGUGGAAAAUAUGCAUAAAAUUGCUAUUAUGUUUUGAAGCUUUACUUAGUGGAUUAGUAAUAAUUUUGGAUGAAAAUAAUUACUUAAAAAAUAUUCACGUCUAUGAAUUAAUCUUUAUUUAAUCAUUGUUUUGUAGUAUUCAAAUAUUAAGCUUUUGGGUUAAAGUAUUAUUUUGUAUUGGAACUGCUUUCUAUUUUACAAUAAUCUUAGCAGUAGAUGGAACCCAAGCUAUAUCUAUAUAUUUUAUCAUUAUCAGUUCACUAUAUAACAUCACGUUGAUCUUAUUGAUUGAACAAUAAUAAGUUGGAUGUUUUAAUUAAAAAAUUAUAUUCAAAACUUAAUAAUAAAAGGAAUCAUAAUUGCUGUAGUAUUUACUUCCAAAACAUAUCCUUAAUAAAUUUUUAGAUGACAAAAUUGGUAAUAUUGGGAUUUGUGAUAAAAUUGAUGAUCUGACAAUACUAUUUGCAGAUAUUGCAGGUUUUACUGAAUAUUCUAGUAAAGUCAAACCAGAAGAAGUAUUGGUAAUGCUCAAAAAUUUGUUUGUUGAAUUCGAUCGAAAAUGCUGCGAUUUGAAUGUUUAUAAAUUAUAUACUAUUGGUGAUUGCUAUGUGGCUAUAGGAAUGAUUGAUUAUCACAAUAGAAAUCCUCAUUAGGAGGCUAAGAAUAUUAUUGAUUUAGCCUUUGAAAUGAUCAAUAUUAUUGCUUAGGUCAGGAAAUAAAUCAAUUUUGAUGGGCUUAACAUGAGAAUAGGAGUUCACACAGGGCCUGUUUUUGGAGGAGUUAUGGGUACAGAUAUUGUUAGAUAUGAUAUUUAUGGACCAGAUGUACUUAUAGCUAAUAAGAUGGAAUCGAAUGGAGUCAAAGGGUAUGUACAAGUUAGUUAAUAAACUAAAAAGUUCUUAGAAGAAGAUUAUGCGAAUAUGUUUAGAUUUGAAUAGAAUGUUACUCUUGAAUUGAAAGCUAUUGGAAGAUAAAUUGAGGGUUAUUUAGUGAAAAGGUAAGAAGAUGAUCAUCUUAAUUAAUAAGAUGGCCCACUUUGA
This is a messenger RNA of Paramecium octaurelia, 7459 nucleotides long. The record is from the annotation of a GenBank genome assembly. Lineage: Eukaryota; Ciliophora; Oligohymenophorea; Peniculida; Parameciidae.